Ricinus communis (castor bean) is the source of this 3696-nucleotide messenger RNA. Its product is annotated as nonsense-mediated mRNA decay factor SMG7-like. Gene Ontology annotation, biological process: nuclear-transcribed mRNA catabolic process, nonsense-mediated decay. Gene Ontology annotation, cellular component: telomerase holoenzyme complex. Gene Ontology annotation, molecular function: telomeric repeat DNA binding; protein binding; telomerase RNA binding. The record is from RefSeq and is a predicted model, not a curated record. Bases 333 to 3407 code for a protein of 1024 amino acids. NCBI's taxonomy places the organism in Eukaryota, Viridiplantae, Streptophyta, Magnoliopsida, Malpighiales, Euphorbiaceae. The transcript is spliced from 7 exons.
AACACUUAACCUCAUAAUCAGCCACCUUUUCUUAUUUUGUCUGUUUCACAACUAAGCAGUGCAAGUGGCUAACUAUAACCUUCUUCUUGCUUCUCCCAAUCCCCGCGCUUCUCUAUCUUUCUCUCUCUGUUUCUUUACUUUUGCUUGGAGGGUUUGGUCUCAAAUUUUUGCUUCAAACAUUUGCUGCAACUUGCUAACUUUGAUAAAGCUUUUACCUUUCGUGGAUGGUUUUUGACUCUGCAUAUACUCUUUAGGUGAAGAUGAUGAUCGUCUUCUUGGUGAGAUAGUUGUCUGUUCAAGAUUAGACUUUGAUUUCUUGCAUAUUUGAGUAAAUGGCAGGCCAGAGUGGUUUUCCAACUCCAAUCAAAGAUACAAAUAAUUCACUCAAGGAUCAAAAGGAAAAACCAGCAUUUCUCAUUGAGGUUGCUGACAUAGAAAAACAGCUGUGGGCGCUGAUUCAUAUCAAAGGUCUAUUGCACUCUGAUGUUCAAGCCCUGUACCACAGAAUUUGUUCUACUUACGAGAAAAUCAUCCUUAGUGAUCAUGAAGUGUCAGAGCUUCAAGAUAUUGAAUAUUCGUUGUGGAAGCUUCACUAUAGGCACAUUGAUGAAUUUCGUAAAAGAAUAAAGAAAAGUUCGGGUAAUGGAGAGGCUACAAAAUGUGUGACAUCAGAAGGUGCAGGUGCUUCAAGGUUAAGCAGUCACAAUCAUGCAGAAGGAUUUAAGUCAUUUCUGUUAGAAGCAACUAGAUUUUAUCAGAAUCUGAGCAUAAAGAUCAAAAGAAAUUAUGGGCUUCCAGGAGACUUUUGCUUCUGUAAAAGAGGUGGCAAUUCUGUUUCUGUUGAACCAAGGGAAAUGCAGAAAUUGCAAUUUUUAUGCCAUCGCUUUCUAGUUUGUCUUGGGGAUCUUGCUAGAUAUAGAGAACAAUUUGAAAAGUCAGAUGUACAGAACCAGGAUUGGUCAGUGGCAGUCAAGCAUUACUUGGAAGCAACCAAGAUCUGGCCACACAGUGGAAACCCCCAAAAUCAGUUGGCAGUGUUGGCUACAUAUGUUGGUGAUGAGUUCCUAGCUCUAUACCACUGCAUAAGAAGUUUGGCUGUUAGGGAGCCCUUCCCUGAUGCAUGGAAUAACCUUAUUUUGUUGUUUGAAAGAAAUAGGGCAUCUCCUUUACAGUCCCUUUCUAAUGAGGUUCAGUUUGAUGUUUUAAAUCCUUCUGAAAGUACUUCUCAGAGUAACACUCGAUCAUCUAAUGAUACAUCAAAUUGUAAGAUGGUGGACGGUGCAUAUGAAGGAUCAAGGGAAACUCAUUUAUGGUCUCUUUUCAUCAGAAUGAUAAGCUUCUUCUUCAUUAAAUCCAGUUUGAAGGAUUUUCCUUGUACUUUAGCAUCUACUUUAAAAGAGCUGGACAUAUUGUUAUCCCUGGAUGAUAGAAAAUUAAAUGCUGAAUUGGAGUCUUAUCAGGCUAUGGAUUCAGCUAGAACUGGUCCUUUUCGAACUCUUCAAGUUGUAUCUAUUUUUAUUUUUGUCAUUGAAAAUCUGAUGAGCAGCCCAGAAGCAAGGGAUUGCAGGAACAAGAAUGAUCUGCAGCAGUUUGAGUUGAUGCGGGAGGCGUGGACUGCUGCCUUUAUUUUUAUGGGCCGCCUUGCUAAUAGAUGUUUGAAGGCAAAUGUCUUGGACGCUUGUCCUCUUUUACCAGCUUUACUUGUUUUCUCAGAGUGGUUGGUUAGCAUCCUUGAUCAAGCAGAAAAUUAUGGAUCUGAUGAGAAAUGUACAAGUGAUAUGCUUUACUUUCUUGGUGCUUUUCUUGAAAUUCUAAGGCGGAUUGAUAAUAAUAAGGGUGAAGUGAAGGCUCCAGGCAGCAUUGCUCUUUGGGAAGACUAUGAGUUGAGGGGCUUUGCACCAGUAGCUUGUUCUCAUGUUUCCUUAGAUUUUUCAACUCACUGGACAAAUGCAGACAGUUAUAAAAGUGGAACUCAGUGCCGUGCCCACCGCAUUAUUAAUACUGCAAUAAAGAUUUCGGACAGAUCAAAUAGUAGCCAGGAGUGGAUUUGCCAUGACAAGUUAAGAGAAAAAUUUUAUGUACCAGAGUCGAAUAAAUGUCCACAGAGGCAAGAAACUGAGAUGGUGAAGUCCCUUACUGGUGUUGAUGAAUUGAAAGACUGCGAUCAACAUAUUCCCAAGAUGACUAAAGAAUCUAAGAUGGAGGAGAAACCAAGUAACUCUCCUGUGGUUAGCAAAUCUAUUGCCACAGAGGAUGAAGAAGUCAUUCUCUUCAAGCCACUGACAAGAUACAAUUCAGCACCACUUUAUGGUGGUAUCAUGGCUAAUGAUCAAAUGAAACCUGAAGAUACAGUUGACCAGACAGUACUUGCUGAUGAAUGCCUGCGACGUGCGACUUCAGUACUAAUAGCACAAAACCAGGCUCAGGAUGAUCCUUCAGCAUUUCAUUCUGAUUUUUCUAGUUUCAGACGCAACAAAUCAGUGCAACAGCAGGAUGAAAUAGUGCACCUAUGUUCAGAAGCCUCCAACUCUUCGGGGCCUCCCUCAUUCAGCACCUCCCUUUCUACUGGACCACCCUCACUCAACGCGUGGGUCCUUGAUAGAGGAAGUUUAAGUAAUGACAGAGUGAAAGGGAAAAGAGAUAUGAAUAAACAUAGCAUUCCACCUAUUGAGGAAGUAGCCUCCGCAUCCUUGGACUAUCUCUCGAUCAGCAGUACUGUUAACUCUGUCAUUAGUUCUGGGCAUGAACCUGUGACCAUCCAUAACUCUUCUAUUGCUUACUCAGCACCAGUGCCGUCUGCCCCCUUCCUGCCUGAUGAUGCUGUUUGGAUCAAUGGCAUUCAAUCUACCUUGUCCAACUACAAUGGCGCAGGAAACCUCAACAGAACAAAUAACCUCUUUGAUGCAUCACAAGUGAGUGGAUACUCCAAUUGGACAGGUUCUUAUCAGCCGCUUGAUUAUGGUCUCAACAUUCCAGGUUUCAUAGAUGGGUGCCCCCCAAUGCGACGAAUGACUUCUUCCGAAUGGCUUCGUCAAUAUAGGGAAAAUCACAAUCUUGAGCGAACCCCAAGUCAUGUAUGGCCAGGAAAUGCUUAUGCUGCUGUGAAUACAGGAAACUUAUAUGGUAAUGACAUGUCAAAGUCGGGUCUUUUUGAACAAUUUGGAGUUCCUUUGGUUGCUAACCCACUGAUUUACGAGGAGAGCUCAUCAUUGCAUUCUGGUUUUCCUCCUGGCUAUGGCACUGUUGAGCACAGGAGGGAGAAGCUCUAUCAUGGUUAUCAAAGACCAAGCCCUUAUGGAUGCGGUGCCGCGAAUGAGCCACAGCCACUUCUGCAGUAUCUUAAGGAAAAAGAAUGGCUGCUCCAGCAAGAUCCAACCUUGAGAGGUCCUACAUUUAUGGGAGGUUGAAACUAUCAAAAUAAACACAGGCAAAUAUGAGCAUUCUACGGAGGCUUCAUUAGAACUUCGUGUGGCACAUAAUGAUUUUGGUAGGCCUUAACUAAUCAUUUACAUGUGUUUAUUAAUAAAUGGAUAUGUUGUACAUAUAAUGUAUGAUAAGAGUAUGAGUUAGGAAAAAUGCUUUAGAAAGUGUCAGGGAGAAUGAGCAUUCAGCUGUGUGCUUCCUAUUGAUCAUGUAUUAUAAACAUUGUGGACCAUCUCCUGCUGCCCAACAAGCUCUUAAAGAUCUUCAGCUAAA